Molecule: messenger RNA, 1941 nt
Organism: Aspergillus heteromorphus CBS 117.55
Lineage: Eukaryota; Fungi; Ascomycota; Eurotiomycetes; Eurotiales; Aspergillaceae
Exons: 6
Coding region: 1-1941 (646 amino acids)
Source: RefSeq, a predicted model, not a curated record
AUGGCAGGCCCUAAAGCUGCUGCUUUGCUUCUCCUUCUCUCGAGUCUGGCCUCGGCCUCUGUCCCUGUCGCCCGGGGAGAGGCGUCGUCGGCUGUCGCCUCCUCUGCUGCGAGCACCGCGACCGCGAGCUGCUGGCACUAUUUUCUGACUGCGACCCUGACCGAGGACGACACCGAGCAAAACGAGGACUCCACGACGACAUCGACCCGGAGGCGACGGGGCCACGGGCAGAUCUCUCACAUCGAUCACCUUGAGCGUCGAGGCCACGACGUGUUUUCCGAACUGGGAACUUGCAGCCUGGGGACUAAGAUCUACAAGCCUCCCUAUCCACGUUCCAAGACCAUCCAGAAAAUCCAAGAGUCGACCUCAGGCUGGGAGUUCCUCGGCUACUUCAUUCCCAAGUUGGAUGAAUGCGAGGCUGCAGCCACUUAUACCACUAUCGCGCAGUCGGCAGAUGUGCCUAAGGCUACGGCGGCAUACUGGGAGACGGUCCAGGCGAAUGCCAAAGAUACUUAUCUCGCUCUGGGAACGCAGAUCACGACGACUAAUGCGGAUCAGCCUCACAUCAAUAUCGACCAUGUUUACGAGCUGCAGAUUUUGGACUCUUUCUUGACGGCAAUGAUCGAAAAAUACGGCUUCUGCGAUGAUUUCAAGACCUGGUUCCUGACCCUGGACAGCUCAUUCACGAACAAGCAGGGCAAACACGUUUCGCGGCUGCAGAGGAUAUACAGCUAUCUGCCUAGCAUUACAUACCCGGAUGUGGUGGCUGAAGACAGUCGCUUGAACAGUUACAAAGCUCCUAUGUUCGCUAGCGACAGCCUCUCCGGUCUCCCCACCCCCUCCGGCUCCGGCGAUGACCUCCAGUCCAACGCCCUCAGCAUCAUGAACACGAUGGCCGUGGUGGUGGCCAUGCUCCGAGACAGCAGCAUCGCCGAGCUCUUCAAGGCCUCGAACACCCGCAUCUACAAGGCCUUCCUGGGUAUCGACAACCUACAGAACACAGAAUGCAACGCUUCCCCCUCACCCGAGGGCGGAUGGGCCAGCGCCUACUCCAGCUGGAUGGAGGAGUUCGUCAAGACCCAAGCAGCCGCCGUCUCCAGCCGCAUCUCGUCCGUCUCGGCACAGGUCAGCAGCACCGAGGCUGCGGGAGUCAAGAACGUCUACGGCAAGGCCCUGGAUGCCUUCAACGCAGCCUACCCGACCGCAUCAUGGGAAUGGGACAGCACUCAACUACUGGACUGGAGCGGCGGCGAUGCUGUCGCUUUUGCAAAGCGCGGCGGGUCUUCCGUAGCGGCUUGCACGCCGACGGCGUCUUCUUCAGCCGCUGUGUCGCACUCUCACUCCGUGACGGCUACGCACACGGGAAGCACGGCGGUGGAAACUAGCUCCCGCGCGACUCAUAUAUCGGCGACGCAUAGCUCGAAGCCUCCCGCCCUGACCCCGACUACGCAUACCUCGACGCUCACCCAGACGGAGGCCAAGACCCAUAGCUCGGGAUCGGCGGAGAUAAAACACAGCAGCAGCACGAAGGUUGUGGAUACGGAGACUGCGCCAGCGACCUCGACCGCCGUCACAAAGACCACGUCCUCGGAGGUGAAGAAGACUACUACCACCACUACGUCUGCAAAGGACACUCCCACGACCGCAUCGGCGGAGUCUACCAGUACCACGGCCAAGGAGACCACCACCAGUACGACGGCGAAGGAAACCACCAGCACAACCAGCUCGACCAGCACGUCCACGACCAGCACGACGACCAAGGAGUCGAAGACCACUACCACCGAGAAAGAGACGACCACCUCCGAAGCUAAGGAGACCGACAAGACGACCACGACUAAGGAGGAGACCAAGACGACGAAGAAGUCCUCCACGGAGACAGAGGAGUCAUCCUCGUGCAAGAAGAAGAAGUGCAAGAAGGGUAAAUGCACCUGCGAGGCUUAG